GAGGCUGGAGUUUCCAAGGAGAGGGGUGCUUCUAAUGGACUCCUUGGCUGUAGUCUAUUAAAAAGAGGGAAAGUCCCACGUAGGGACUGGGAUCUGUGGGGAAGCGCAGUCAGGACAAUGUGGGCAGAGGAAGAAGGCUGCAGAGGCUCCUAAGUUUUGGGGAGGAGCACUUAAAUAGAGGCUACUGAAGCGGCCCCUGCUAGAGAACUGUAGCAGUGUCAGGGGGGUCCCAGGGGCAGAAACUGCUAAGGGUGGGUGUGCAUGGGUGCUGGCGUGGGGAGAAGUCCUGAGAUGUAACUUUAAUAGUUUUUGAAGAAAAGAGGACCAGUAUGGUAUUCCUAUCUUAGGGUGAAGUUAAAGUGUCGGUGCAGUUUUAAAGAGAAAUGAUUGGCAACGUGGUUCUAGUUAGGCGCUGGUGUCAGAAGUGGACCUGAAAGCAUCCAAGAGUGUGGCCGCCUCUUAAUUGUGGCAGGAGCUGUUUUCUGGGAGCCAGCAUGGGCUAGAGAUGCUUUGAAAUAUUAGAGUGGACCAGCAGCCUUGGUUUGCAAUGCCCAGAGAUGCAUAAGUUUCUGAACAGCAGCUCGAUCUGCUUAAAGGAAUGUGCUUAUUUUGUGCAAGCCCUGGAUAUUGUGUUUUAUUUCCCUUUCAUGGCAGAGCAAGGUGCGCAAAGGGUGUACAUUUUUGCACUAAUCCUUCUUGCCCAAAAUAUAUUAUGAAUGAGGUUUGCUCGUUUUGUCCCUUUUACAUGUUGGCUAAAUGAACUACAAAAGUAAAAACGGUUCUGCCUGUUGUUGCUUUGGAGGCUGCAUUUAGCCUGUGGGGGCAUGGGGAAAACCUGGCUAUAGUACCUACAGCCUGCUGAAAGAGCUUUUGACAAGGCCACUGAGCAGCGACGGAAAGAUGCCGGCAAACCCAAAGACAGACCCUCGUUACUUUGUCCUCAACAAGCCUUUGCCCAUCCGCUCCCAGAAAGGUUUGAGGGUUCAGGCUCGAAGCAGCACCAUCUACAAUUGCUGGGAGAACACGAGAGAGCAAGUUUUCCGGGAGAACUACCACAGGAGGGUCAAACAGCUUACACAGCAAGGCUACUUCACCCCCAACUGGAGACCGUAUCAAGAUUUUGGAGAGCCUCUUUUUCUCGAACCAAAGAAGCUCACCCUCUAUGGUCUGGGACAACUGCCCCCGGAGAUCCUCAGAGAAGAUGUCUGCUCUGCUUUGGAAGACGUAGUGGAUCUUGAGCAGCCGUUGAGUGCUAAGACAAUCCCGGCAAAGGAGCCUGAGAAGAAACCUGCACAUUUUAGGUAUAUAGAAAAGGAUCUGAGGAGCCUGCAUAAAGACCUUGUACACACAAGGCAUUUAAUAAACUCCGUGAAGAUGGGGCGAGGGUAUUUCCACAUGCUUCACAGAGAAACAGUGGAGAGGAAGAACAUGCUUCUGCUGGAAGAGCAAAAAGAAGAAGAGAGACGGAAAACUGACUUCCAGCCCCCCAAAUAUCCAGGAUCAUCAUCAUCAUCAGAUGAAGAAGACACUUCAGAUGAAGAAAUAGCUGAUUUCUUUUUAACAGAAUGCCCCCUUCAGAGGGAGUCAGGGAAGAAGAAGGAGAAGAAAGUUAUCCGACCUUUCACCCCCGUCCAUAACGGUCUGAUUGCACCAAAGCAUCCGGAAGAGCAUUUCGAGUCCUUAUUUCGGCAGCUCUGUGCUCUCCAUUGGUUACUGGAAGCCUUGACUCUGGAGCCCAAUUCUACCAUGAAGCCUCUGAUCACCUGCUGGAAUCCAAAGGACUAUGGUGGAAGCAGAAAUACUUUCAAGGUGAUCAAUAAAGAAAAGAAUGUGAAGGCUCGAUGGGAACACUUUCUCAUCCACACAAAGGGAAGAAGAUAUACCCAGAAACUACCCCGUGGGCAGGGCUCCAGGAAGUUGCCCAAAAAGGCUUCCAUCAUGAGCAUCUCCAGAACGAGCGGCCUGUCCUCCCCGUACAGCAAAACCACUCUGGGCAGCACCAGCUCCCUGACGCCCGGCUCCGAAGAGGUGGUCCCCCAUUCUUCAGAUGUUGCCAAGGAAGGUGAAGAGAUAGACUCCUCCUGCAGCAAGCCAGCCAAGGAAACAAGGGAAGAGGAAGAACCUAUGAGUUACUACCUGAAGACGUUACUUCAGAUGAUCCAUGAAGAUGUGACGAAGAAUUUUAGUAAAGAAUAUUUGAUCUCGCACCCCAAACCACCCUCCAUGCUGAGAUCUGGGCCCGAUAGCGACCUGUCCAUUGGGCAUCGGGCUAAAAGCUCGCAUUCAUCUUCAAAGGAUGAUAGAAACAGCUCGGGAGUAAUGAGAGAAGAUACCCCAGUGGAGCAAAAGCUAAGGAGUUCGCUGGCAGUGAGCCUGAGAGAAGAUAUCACAACCACCGCAACAUAUAGGAUGGAAGAGAGCUCAGAAAGCUGUUUCAUUAGGCGAAAAGAGAACCUGUGCAAUGAGAUGAGGGAGCUGUUUGGUGAUAUAACCCAGGAAUCUGCUUUCAGGCUGCAUGACCAGCUGGACAUCUUAGAAAGGAGGCGAGAAGAGAAGAGCAUACAGAAAUUCCGGAGUCUGAAGCAAAUCACUAAGCUCCGGAAAGACCUUGAGAGAAUGAGGCAGGCUGUCCUGGGGCAUGAACCAAAACAGGCUGCAGAGGAGGAGAACUGGUUUGUCACUCUUCUGGACAAGAUCCCCAGUGAUGUCAGGAAAGACCGUCGGACCCAAAAAGUCCUGAAGAAGCUGGGAAAGUUUGCUAGCAAUCCGGACUUACGGAUUCGACCCCCCACUUUCUUGAAAGUCUUGGGGGAACUUCGUGUUUGGGAAAUCUGUUCUCCAGACGUCAGUGCAGCUAUACAGUUUUUGCGAGAAAAUAUUGUGGGGAUGGCUGAGGAAGAUUACAAACAGUGGCUGCAGAGGCGGGUCCCAAUCCAGAAACGAGCACACAGCGCCCCACCAUUAUGAUCCCGGAGGUGCACAAGAUAGCAACAUUCUCGAAAGAGACGGCGCGCUUGCUGUUCAAGAGCUGCAUCGGAAGAGAGCAGGGCAGCUACUGAGACGGCGCCCUCUGAAAAAUGCAUUUGCCAAAUCCCAGAAGGUGGAGAAGGGGCAGCUUCUGAGAAAGACUUGUUCUCGAAGCCACACCGCCUGCAAAUUCAGAGCCAGAGAGAAUCGAGCAGCCAAGGGAUGUUUCAACUUCGUUCUUUGGAUUUUUAGAUGCUAAGUUUUUAUUUUGUCCUACAUUUAAUUUGUCUGGAUCUGGGGGAUGGGGGGUGGGGAAGGAGUGAAAAAGGGAGUCGUCUUAUGGAGUUCUCUCUCUACAAUAGUUUUGGGUCAGUGACAGAAGCCAGUUGAUUGGCUUGUGCUACUGUAAAGACAGACCGCAGUACAGCAGUUUUGCAUUCGUGCUGCAUUUUUUUAGAUUUAUUAAAAUGCUGCUUCAACUGG
Molecule: messenger RNA, 3450 nt
Organism: Sphaerodactylus townsendi
Lineage: Eukaryota; Metazoa; Chordata; Lepidosauria; Squamata; Sphaerodactylidae
Gene: CCDC60
Product: coiled-coil domain containing 60
Exons: 16
Coding region: 901-2967 (688 amino acids)
Source: RefSeq, a predicted model, not a curated record